Messenger RNA from Lathyrus oleraceus (garden pea), 1935 nucleotides. Its product is annotated as polypyrimidine tract-binding protein homolog 3. The coding region runs from base 150 to 1484 and encodes 444 amino acids. Gene Ontology annotation, molecular function: RNA binding. Gene Ontology annotation, biological process: mRNA processing. Lineage: Eukaryota; Viridiplantae; Streptophyta; Magnoliopsida; Fabales; Fabaceae. Gene Ontology annotation, cellular component: nucleus. The transcript has 15 exons. The record is from RefSeq and is a predicted model, not a curated record.
CAAACUUUGAGCCUUAAAUUCAAACUUAGGUUAUCUAUUAUCUCAAUCUCAUUCAUAUUAACAAACGUAACAUAACAUACAUAGGGUUAACUUAACAGAUUCACCACAUUCUACGUGCCUCACUUCUCUCUCUCUCAGGUUAGUUUACCAUGACGGAACCUUCCAAAGUCAUUCAUGUUCGAAACGUGGGGCACGAAAUAUCUGAAAAUGAUUUACUUCAGCUAUUUCAACGUUUUGGAGUAAUAACCAAGCUUGUGAUGUUGCGUGCAAAAAAUCAGGCACUUAUCCAAAUGCAAGAUGUUCCUUCUGCAAUAAGUUCUUUACAAUAUUAUGCAAAUACUCAACCUAGCAUAAGGGGGAGGAAUGUUUAUGUCCAGUUUUCCUCUCAUCAAGAGCUAACAACAGUAGAUCAAAGCCAAGGACGAGGAGAUGAGCCAAACCGAAUUCUCUUAGUUACAAUUCAUCACGUGCUCUAUCCCAUAACAGUGGAUGUACUGUAUCAAGUUUUUUCUCCUCAUGGAUCUGUGGAAAAGAUUGUGACAUUUCAGAAGUCAGCUGGCUUUCAGGCUCUCAUCCAGUACCAAUCACAACAGAGUGCUAUUACUGCGAGAACCGCACUUCAGGGUCGCAAUAUUUAUGAUGGUUGCUGUCAGCUGGACAUUCAAUUCUCAAACCUUGAUGAAUUACAAGUGAACUACAAUAAUGACCGAUCAAGAGACUUCACAAACCCUAGUCUUCCUACAGAACAGAAAGGCAGACCUUCACAACUUGGAUAUGGUGAUGCAGGAAACAUGUAUGCUGGUGUUCAGGGUUCUGGAGCCAGAGCAGGUGGAUAUCAGCAGAUGCCCAAUGCCGCCGCCAUUGCAGCUGCUUUUGGGGGAGGUUUGCCUCCAGGAAUAACCGGGACAAAUGAUAGGUGUACACUUCUUGUCUCAAAUCUUAAUCCUGAGAGAAUCGACGAGGACAAACUGUUCAACUUGUUCUCCCUUUACGGGAACAUCGUGAGAAUUAAACUUCUACGCAAUAAACCAGAUCAUGCACUUAUCCAGAUGGGAGAUGGUUUCCAAGCUGAACUGGCAGUACACUUUCUGAAGGGAGCCAUGUUGUUUGAUAAGCGGCUCGAGGUGAACUUCUCAAAGCAUCCAAACAUAACCCAAGGUGCUGACACACACGAUUACAGCAACUCAAAUCUCAACCGUUUCAACCGAAAUGCUGCUAAAAAUUACCGUUAUUGCUGCUCGCCAACAAAGAUGAUCCAUUUAUCCACACUUCCACAAGACAUCACUGAGGAGGAGAUUGUGACCCUUCUAGAGGAGCAUGGAACCAUUGUCAAUAGCAAAGUCUUUGAGAUGAAUAGUAAGAAACAAGGCCUGGUUCAGUUUGAGACCGAGGAGCAGGCUACCGAAGCCCUCGUGUGCAAGCAUGCCACCUCACUUUCCGGCUCGGUAAUCAGGAUCUCUUAUUCUCAGUUGCAGAAUAUAUGAAACUUAACAAUGUUAAGGAUCCCAGACAACAACGGCCGGAGUAAUGGUUGCUAAGUUAAUUAGAGACAAGGAUUCUGAAUUUGGAAGGAUUUUUUAUAUGCAGAUAGAUGAUGAUCUUCUUCAUUAUCUUGUAAUGGUGGCUUUGAUUGCAAAUUUACUGUUGAUAAUCUCACACUCCCCGACUCUUUUCCCCCUUAAUCAUUUUCUUUUCUCAUCUCCAUUGCUCUUAUCAUUUCUUUAGAUUACUAACAUAAUGUAGGGUAGGUGUAGAUUUUGUGAUUGGUGAAAGUUGAGUCUUGAGGAAUAGGAAGGUGGGGAAAUCACUGCCUGAUUUUUACCACCUUUAUUUAUUUUUUGAAUCAUUCUUGUAUUUUGGCCAAAAUAUGCCAUUAUGUAUUCUCAAUCCAUAAGAGUUUUUAGUCCAAUUAAGUAAGAAGCUGAUUUUUGUUUU